AUGUCGCACUUCCGGUUGGGUUUCCGCUUAGCGAUUGGAUAUCCGUGCUUCACGGAGUUGGCGCCAUUGCAAGCGCUCGUUCAGUCUCUUAGCUCGCUCCAUAAAUACGCCUUUGCACAAGUAUUAGCUCUCCAACCUCGGCGUGAUGGGUGACAAAGAAGCUGCCUUUGACGAUGCUGUGGAAGAGAGGGUCAUCAAUGAGGAGUAUAAGAUAUGGAAGAAAAACACUCCAUUUCUCUACGAUCUGGUCAUGACUCAUGCUCUGGAGUGGCCCAGUCUUACUGCCCAAUGGCUGCCAGAUGUCACCAGACCAGAAGGAAAGGACUACAGUGUACACAGACUGGUGCUGGGGACACACACCUCUGAUGAGCAGAAUCACCUUGUGAUUGCUAGUGUUCAGCUCCCCAAUGACGAUGCCCAGUUUGAUGCCUCCCAUUAUGACAGUGAGAAAGGAGAGUUUGGCGGUUUUGGCUCUGUGAGUGGAAAGAUAGAAAUUGAGAUCAAAAUCAAUCAUGAAGGAGAAGUAAACAGAGCACGCUACAUGCCCCAGAACCCUUGCAUUAUUGCCACCAAGACCCCCACCAGUGAUGUGCUGGUUUUCGAUUAUACUAAGCACCCUUCUAAACCAGAUCCUUCGGGAGAGUGCACUCCAGAUCUUCGCUUGCGAGGUCACCAGAAAGAGGGCUACGGCCUCUCCUGGAAUCCAAACCUAAGUGGAUGCCUCCUCAGUGCUUCAGAUGACCAUACUAUCUGCUUGUGGGACAUAAGCACAGUGCCCAAGGAGGGAAAGAUCGUGGAUGCCAAGACUAUCUUCACGGGCCACACUGCCGUCGUAGAGGACGUGUCCUGGCAUCUCCUCCACGAGUCACUCUUUGGGUCUGUGGCUGAUGACCAGAAACUCAUGAUCUGGGACACACGAUCCAACAACACCUCCAAGCCCAGUCACGCAGUGGAUGCUCACACUGCUGAGGUCAACUGCUUGUCUUUCAAUCCUUACAGCGAGUUCAUACUGGCUACUGGCUCUGCAGACAAGACCGUGGCGUUGUGGGACCUGAGAAAUUUGAAGCUGAAGCUGCACUCUUUCGAAUCUCAUAAAGAUGAAAUAUUCCAGGUGCAGUGGUCUCCCCAUAAUGAAACUAUCCUGGCUUCAAGCGGCACUGACAGAAGGCUAAACGUGUGGGACCUUAGUAAGAUUGGCGAGGAGCAGUCACCUGAGGACGCAGAGGACGGCCCUCCUGAGCUGCUGUUCAUUCAUGGUGGACACACAGCAAAGAUAUCAGACUUCUCUUGGAAUCCCAACGAGCCGUGGGUCAUUUGUUCUGUGUCUGAGGACAACAUAAUGCAAGUGUGGCAAAUGGCUGAAAACAUCUACAAUGAUGAAGAUCCAGAAGGUGUAGCAGAUUCUGAAGUCCAGGCAUGAAUCCGUUCUUUUCAUCUUUUUUCUUCUGACCUGCUUAUUUGAACGAUCCCUUUCCACUGUCGGGUGCAUAAGCACUUCUUCUCCAUCUUCAUUUUGGGCACCAGUCAGCACAUUUAUACUAAGAUCCAUUUUUAUACAAAUGUACAUACGAAGGUUUCCACUUUAUUUGUGCGAACGUAGUACAAAUUUUCCGGCUUGUGUCUUGUAUCUCCUUUUAAUUUGUUCACUGCUGCGUUUUCUGUUUUGCUGUGCUGCAUUUGAACUCUUGUGUACUUAAGUAUAUUCCUAAUAAAUAUUUGGAGUUA
This is a messenger RNA of Corythoichthys intestinalis (scribbled pipefish), 1725 nucleotides long. RefSeq names its product retinoblastoma binding protein 4 (gene rbbp4). The coding region runs from base 146 to 1420 and encodes 424 amino acids. Lineage: Eukaryota; Metazoa; Chordata; Actinopteri; Syngnathiformes; Syngnathidae. Gene Ontology annotation, cellular component: ESC/E(Z) complex; NuRD complex; nucleus. The record is from RefSeq and is a predicted model, not a curated record. Gene Ontology annotation, molecular function: nucleosome binding; histone binding. Gene Ontology annotation, biological process: regulation of DNA-templated transcription; chromatin remodeling. The transcript has 11 exons.